Molecule: messenger RNA, 2016 nt
Organism: Toxotes jaculatrix (banded archerfish)
Lineage: Eukaryota; Metazoa; Chordata; Actinopteri; Toxotidae
Gene: slc34a1b
Product: solute carrier family 34 member 1b
Exons: 12
Coding region: 7-2016 (669 amino acids)
Biological process (GO): sodium-dependent phosphate transport; intracellular phosphate ion homeostasis
Cellular component (GO): apical plasma membrane; brush border; vesicle
Molecular function (GO): sodium:phosphate symporter activity
Source: RefSeq, a predicted model, not a curated record
AGCACCAUGUCCUCUCGAUCUAUAACUAUAGUGUUCUCCGGAAGGAACACAGGACCCGACUACAAUGGGAUGAGAAUGCAUGGCACUCAGCUCUCCUCACAGCCCAAACUCCCGCUAGAGGAGGACCGGGAGUCCGGUAUCGGCUCCACCCUUGACCUCAGCAACAGCUUUGAGGGCUACAACCAACAUACCAGUCACCAGUCCAACAAACCUUCACUCAUGGAAGCAGAUGGACUCGCCACCGAGAAAGAUAGCUCUCCUCAGACCACUGGAGUGUCUCCGAACAAGAUCAGGAAGCUCCUUAUCAAUCUAUCCAAGGUCCCUCUCCUCCUCCUCCUCCUGUUCCUCUUUGUUUGCUCUUUGGACACUCUGAGCUCUGCUUUCCAGUUAGCAGGGGGUAAAGUGGCAGGAGACAUUUUCCAGGACAAUGCGGUGCUGUCUAACCCUGUGGCGGGGCUGGUGGUGGGGAUCUUGGUUACUGUACUGGUUCAGAGCUCAUCAACCUCCACCUCUAUUGUUGUCAGUCUGGUGGCCUCUGGAUUGUUAGAAGUGAGGUCGGCUGUUCCAAUCAUUAUGGGGUCCAAUAUUGGGACUUCAGUCACAAACACCAUAGUGGCCAUGAUGCAAGCAGCAGAGAGGACCGAGUUUCAGCGUGCCUUCGCUGGGGCAACCAUCCAUGACUGCUUCAACUGGCUGUCGGUCCUGGUCCUGCUGCCGCUGGAAGUGGCUAGUGGCCUCAUGACCAGGCUGUCCCACCUGCUGGUCACCAGCUUCAGGCUCCAGCCUGGAGAGGACGCGCCUGAGCUGCUCAAGGUCAUAACCGAGCCAAUCACCAAGCUUAUCAUACAGCUAGACAAGUGUGUGAUCAUGGGGAUCGCCAUGGGAAAUGAGGACAUGAGGAACAGGAGCCUGGUGAAAGAAUGGUGCCAGACUGACCUUGUUAUGUCCACAGGCAAUGUGAGCACUGAGAACUGUGGCCCCACUGAUGGCUUAUCCCAGCCAUCAGUGAAAUGUAGGCAUUUAUUUGUUUCCACCCCACUGUCAGACCUCACCGUGGGGCUGAUUCUUCUGGCAGCCUCCCUGGCUGUCCUCUGCGCCUGUCUGCUGCUUCUGGUCAAACUGCUCAACUCUCUUCUUAAAGGCCAAGUAGCAAAGGUCAUCCAUAAAGUCAUCAACACAGACCUGCCAUAUCCGUUUGGGUGGCUGGCAGGAUACAUGGCCAUGUUUGUGGGUGCAGGAGUGACAUUUGUGGUCCAGAGUAGCUCUGUUUUUACUUCAGCCAUGACUCCCCUGGUAGGUAUUGGUGUGAUCAGUCUAGAGCGGGCCUAUCCUCUCACCCUGGGGUCCAACAUUGGCACAACUGCCACGGCCCUGCUGGCAGCUCUGGCCAGUCCCGGGAACAAGCUAGCAGCUGCCAUACAGAUUGCUCUGUGUCACCUGUUCUUCAACGUCUUUGGCAUUCUGCUGUGGUAUCCUCUUCCCUUCAUGCGUCUGCCCAUAAGGAUGGCUCAUUUCCUGGGUGAACGCACCGCCAAGUACCGAUGGUUUGCCGUCUUGUACCUUCUCCUUUGCUUCUUACUCCUCCCCUCGCUGGUUCUGGGCCUCUCGCUGGCUGGCUGGCGGGUGAUGGCUGGUGUUGGGGCUCCUUUCUUGGGUUUGACCAUCUUCAUCGCCAUGGUAAAUGUGUUGCAGGCCCGCAGCCCCCGUCACCUUCCCGCCAAGCUCCAGAGUUGGGACUUCCUGCCCCAGUGGAUGCGCUCUCUCAAACCUCUUGACCGUCUGAUCACCAAGGCAACUGUCUGCUGCAGCUCGGCAUGCGAGGAGGGGCAGGGAGAGGAAGAAGGGGAGCAGGUCUCGACCCAGACGACCUCUGCGAGCCCAAAGAAGGAGCCCAUCCAGAGGAAGACAGAGCUGGCAUAUGACAACCCAGCCCUGGACUACCUGGAUGAGAGCAGGCCAGGUGUACGGGUUCUUAAAUUAAAAGGGUUAGAGAGGUGCAACAGCACUCCGCUGUAG